GGCCACCGGCGCCCGGAAGGUCAGCGUGUGAAGGAGCCAGUGGUUACGAGGGAAUCCCCGCUGCUGCCGUGGAGCAACUGCCGAGCUCUGUACCUCGGCUUGGGGCGGCGGCGGGAAGCGGACACCAUGGAGGGCGGUGGGGGCAGUGGCAACAAAACCACAGGAGGUUUGGCCGGCUUUUUUGGAGCCGGCGGAGCUGGUUACUCGCAUGCAGAUUUGGCCGGCGUCCCGCUAACUGGUAUGAAUCCUUUGUCUCCUUAUUUAAAUGUGGAUCCACGAUAUCUUGUGCAGGAUACUGAUGAGUUUAUCUUACCGACUGGAGCUAAUAAAACCCGGGGCAGGUUUGAGCUGGCCUUCUUCACCAUUGGAGGAUGCUGCAUGACGGGGGCUGCGUUUGGGGCAGUGAAUGGUCUUCGGCUAGGAUUGAAGGAAACCCAGAACAUGGCCUGGUCCAAACCAAGAAAUGUACAGAUUUUGAAUAUGGUUACUAGGCAAGGGGCACUGUGGGCCAAUACUCUAGGUUCUCUGGCUCUGCUCUAUAGUGCAUUUGGUGUUAUCAUUGAGAAAACACGAGGUGCAGAAGAUGAUCUGAACACAGUGGCAGCUGGAACCAUGACGGGCAUGCUGUAUAAAUGUACAGGUGGGCUUCGAGGGGUCGCACGAGGGGGUCUAGCAGGCCUCACGCUUACCGGCCUGUAUGCACUGUAUAACAACUGGGAGCACAUGAAGGGCUCCUUGCUCCACCAGUCACUCUGAAGACUCCACCGGCUCGCAGAGGACAUUUCCGGUAGUUACCGAUAUUCAGUCUGGAUUAAUUUUCUCCUGCCUACAAUUCACUUGAAAAAUUGGAGAUUCUGAUUUGCUGUAAUCAAGAUCAUGGACAACACAGAUACCCGGGGACCGGCAGCCCUUCUUGCCCUGACUGAAGCCAAAGCCCUUUGGUGGCUCACUGAGUGACAUGGUUCUCUUCUUUGGAAAUGAUCUUGCACCUGCAGCCACUUUUUUCCAGAAUUCAGGUCAUACUUACUGUCAGUCCUUUAUCACCACCAGAUUUAUUAAUGACCUGAAACUGUCAUACUGCCCUGUACUCUAAAUAAAGGGUGAAAACAGAACCAAA
Molecule: messenger RNA, 1117 nt
Organism: Cavia porcellus (domestic guinea pig)
Lineage: Eukaryota; Metazoa; Chordata; Mammalia; Rodentia; Caviidae
Product: mitochondrial import inner membrane translocase subunit Tim23
Exons: 7
Coding region: 127-756 (209 amino acids)
Biological process (GO): protein import into mitochondrial matrix
Cellular component (GO): mitochondrial inner membrane; TIM23 mitochondrial import inner membrane translocase complex
Molecular function (GO): transmembrane protein transporter activity
Source: RefSeq, a predicted model, not a curated record